Molecule: messenger RNA, 6066 nt
Organism: Pleuronectes platessa (European plaice)
Lineage: Eukaryota; Metazoa; Chordata; Actinopteri; Pleuronectiformes; Pleuronectidae
Gene: grid2ipa
Product: glutamate receptor, ionotropic, delta 2 (Grid2) interacting protein, a
Exons: 23
Biological process (GO): regulation of DNA-templated transcription
Molecular function (GO): protein binding
Source: RefSeq, a predicted model, not a curated record
AUGAGGCGCUUCCUGAGCAGGAAGGGCCGCUUCUCCCUUCGCCAGAGCAAGUCCGGGACCCGGAGUGCCUCCAAGGAUUUCUGUAAGUCUUCUUUUUCUCAGAUUCAGUGUCCGUCCCUUUGAACCUCUCUGAGUUUUAUCUUUCCAUCCAUCCCACCAGACCUUGGUCUCCCUGCCACCAAUCAGAACUGGCCAGAGGCGUUUGGCUUCCGGCUGGGUGGCACUGGGCCCAGCUACAUCCUCUCCGUGGUGGAGGGCAGCAGUGCCUACCUGGCUGGCCUGCAGCCGGGCGACCAGGUGGUGGACAUCGAGGGCCAGGAUGUGACCAACCUCAGCACACCGGCGCUAGUCGCCCUGGCUCAGACCCUCAAGACUGUCCCACCCAGCAUCGGAGUAGUGUCACGGCUUGAACAGAUCGACAUCACCCCUGGCCCUGAUGGCCGUUUUGGAUUCACCAUCGUUGGAGACAGCCCUCUGAUGGUGGAGGACUGCAUGCCCAGCGGCCCGGCCGGGCGCAGUGGCCUGAAGGUCGGAGACUACGUCAUGGAGGUCAACGGCAUCCCAGUGAAGCAUCACGAAACGGCAGCGGCCAUGAUCAAAGCAGCUCAGGGUCGACCUCUGCGUCUGGGCGUGCUCAGUAUGGCCCGGCGACCCAAGCGGUUAAGCAGCAGCAUGAGGGUGUUGUCACAGAGCGGGGACAGCGUCAGGGACAGUCGCGCCCACAAGGCCAUGGAGUUCAAUAAGAAGGUGGAGGAGGUGCUGGGGGAGGAACCGGAUGUGAAGGAGCAGCUGUUUGAUGUGCUGAAGCAGUACGCUGCCGAGAGGGAUGUGGACAGUCUGGCCGAGGCGCUGCCUGACAUCCUGAUCACAGAGGAGCACCAGCAGCUGAUCGACAGCGUCAGGAUCUUCAUUCCCAAGAAGCACCGGGAGCGUUUUGACGAGGUGGUUUCCCAGAGCCUGAUGAGCCGGCUUAAGGGGCGGAGCUUCAGUGACCCCAGCCGCAACCGCCUACGCCGCAGCCGAAGCGAGGAUCACCCCGAGCGCCUCCUGGUGUCCACGCGCGCCAGCUCAGUGCCACGCACCCACGCAGAGGAGGGCGGGAACCAACCACCCAGGGGCAUGAGGAAGACCACCUCCCUAAUAGCCGGCCACUCCAGUGGCACCACCACCAACUGCAGGACGGUGAGAGUCUGCAAAGGCAACAUGAGUUUUGGCUUCACUCUUAGAGGUCAUGCUCCAGUGUGGAUUGAUUCCGUCAUCCCUGGAAGCCCAGCAGACAAAGCAGGACUGAAACCAGGAGACCGCAUCCUGUUUCUCAACGGGCUGGACAUGAGGACCUCCUCCCAUGAGAAGGUGGUGACCAUGCUGCAGGGCAGUGGUGCCAUGCCCACUCUGGUAGUGGAGGACGGUUCGUCCACUUACAGCCUGGCAGAGCAGGACCUCGCAGGGGGCGGUGGUCCUCCAGAACGUGCCCGCUCCCCUGUGUUCAGCUCCCUGCAGUGGGUGGCGGAGAUUCUGCCUCCCAGUAUCAGGGUUCAGGGCCGCACCUUCGGUCAGCAGCUGGAGCACCUGCUGACCAUCCAGGAGAGGUACACCAUCUGCAAGGCUUUGGAGAACUUCUUCCAGCACAGGAAUGUUGACACUCUGAUCGUGGAUGUGUUCCCGGUGCUGGACACUCCAGCCAAACAGGUGAUCUGGCAGUUUGUUUACCAGCUGCUGACGUACGAGGAGCAGGAACACUGCCAGAGCAAGAUCUCACGCUUUAUUGGAUUCAAAGCAUCAGUUCCACCACCACCACCUCCCCCUCCUCCCGAGCCUGAGUCUGCCCACGAGCCCCAUCGCCGCAGCAGCUCCAUGAGAGUAACGGGGACCACGUACAGGAGCAGUGUGAGGGGACGUAGUUCAGACGACCUGGUCAUUGGCACACACUUGGGCCUGGGCCUCCGUGCAGAGCCAGUGAUGGAGAUGGGGAUGAGGUUGGCUCCAGGAGAGAGACAGUCAGGUGAUGGUACCUCCCUCCCUGAGACUCCCAACAACCUCACCAAUCUGUCGGCAGUGUACGCUGAGCUGGAGAACAUGUAUUCAUCCAAGAGGUCCAAGUCUCUAAAGAGUCGCCCUCUUCCCACCCAAGAGAGUUUGCUGGAUCUGGAUCCUCCUUCGCGCUCGGCUUCCCCCACAAUGCUCGCUAACACAGGUAGCCGUAAAGGUCCCCCGACCCCUUCAUCCUGGCAUGAAACCCCUCUCCCCAGCCCCCCUCAGGCUCAGUUCUACUCAUCUGGGCUGCCCAGCCAGACCAGCGGGGAGUCCAAUCCCUACAUCAGCUUGGACAGUCCCCCACCUUCACCCCCGGAGCCCGCUGACUACCCAGCAAGUCCACCACCGACUCGCAGCAGCAAGCGGCGCUACACCUUCUCCAAACCCCCGCGUUCAGAAGACACAGAUCGCUUCCUGGAUGCACUGAGUGAGCAGCUGGGACAGAGGGUGGCCAUCAUCGACGACUUCCUGACUCCUGAGAACGACUACGAGGAGGAUGUUGUGCAGAUGGGUUUCCCGGAUGAUGAGGAUGAGGAUAUCGAAGAGGAGCUGGGGGUUGACGAAGAAGAAAGUGGAGGAUUUGUGGCCCCAGAGCUGAGCAGCCCGAGUGACGCUCAAAGCAGCAGUGGAGAAGAGAACGCCUCCUCUCUCACCUACUCCUCAUCCUCUGACCACAUCCCUCCUCCCCCAAUGACACCUCCUCCGCCUCCACCUAAUCAGUUCAAUGACCCACCUCCUCCCCCUCCACCACCUGCACAGCCUCAGCACCAACAACAACCGAAGCAGCAGCUCGACUUCACCCCCGAACACUCCCCAAGAGCAUAUGUGCCCAUUCGCCGUAAAUCUGGACCCCCUCCGCCACCUCCACCCCGCAGUAAUCCACCAGCGAAGCGGCUCUCUCUCCACAAAGCACUACCCACAAGAGAGGACUUACAGGUGCAUGCUACCAUACUAGAGCUAAAAGCCUUCCAAGAACAACACUCCUACAAGGAAAGGCAAGUCUAUGAGAAGCAACAAGCGUUCAAGGAGAGGCAGGCCUUUGAGGAGCAGAAAGCCUAUGAGGAACAACAACUGUUUCAAGAGCAGCAGGCCUACCAGGAGCAACAGGCCUAUCAGGAGUCAUUCUUCAAAGAGAGACAAGCUUAUGAGGAGCAGAAAGCAUACGAGGAGCAAAAAGCUAUUGAAGAGCAACAAAUGCACCAGGAGCAACAAGCCUACCAAGAAAGACAAGCAUACGAACAGCGUCAAGCCUACCAGGAACAAAAAGUAUACGAACAGCGCCAAGCCUACAAGGAGCAAAAGGCAUUUGAAGAGCUUCAAGCUUACCAGGAGCUUCAAGCUUACGAAGUGCAAAAAGCUUUCGAGGAGCGUCAGGCCUACGACAAGCAACAAGCUUAUCAAGAGCAACAGAUGCAACAGAUUUACCAGAGUCACCACUCGAUGCCUACCCAGCCAACGCAGCAAAAAGCCCUGUCACCACUUCCUCACCAACAACUUCACCAAUCCUUACCCCCACUCCCUUCUCCGGACUCCACCCAUCACCACGCCAACCAUCCUCUCUAUGUGAUGCACCAAGCACAGCUGCAGCAGGCUCACCCGGGUCAUCACCACCGGCGUUUGUCUCGUUCAGCCCCUCCGCCGCACCAACCGCCACCUCAACCGUCGCCCCAACCGAUGGCUCACCCCAGCCAACAAGUUCAAUAUGCUGAGGGAAUCUACCAAAGUCACCAGGGCCUGAGACCCCAUCCCCACCAUUCUUCAGCUGAGAUGCUCCACCAGACGCAUCAAGCCCCCACCCAUCACUCCUCUGCUGAGGUGCUCAACCAGUUGCAACAAUCUCAGGCCCACCACUCAUCUACUGAGAUACUCCAGCAGAGGCAACAAGCCCAUGCCCACUACUCCUCCUCAGAAAUGCUCCACCAAAUACACAAAACCAAGGGACAUCAUUCUUCAACAGAGUUACUGAACCAAGCUCAUCAAAUGCAGCAGAUGCAGCCUCACCACUCCUCAACAGAACUUCUCCAUCAAGCUCAACAGAUGCAUCAGGGUCAACCACACCAUUCCUCUACUGAGCUGCUCCAUCAAAUGCAAAAGGCCCAGGCCCACCACUCCUCCACAGAGCUGCUCCAUCAAGCCCAUCAGAUGCACCAACCCAUGCCCCAUCACUCCUCUGCAGAGGUUCUGCAUCAAGCCCAGCAAGAGCCUGGCUCCCUUCCUGUUCAGUUAAAGCAAGACAGUCACUCACACCAGAGCCGCAGAAGUCUUAAAGGUCUUCAUCAAACCCAAGCUUCACCUCAAGGGAGACACCAAGAGCAGCAGAUCCACCAAACCCAUCACCCCCAACCCACUAAACCCUCUCCUCAGAGACCCCACUCUAUCCAGCAGACCCACCACCACUCUAGCACACCUCAGAUUCACCACAUUCACCACAUAACCCCACAGCCCCCUCCGAAGGACUACCAACACCAGAUUCAUGUCAUCCACCCCCCACAGCAGUCCCACAGGCCCCAGCCUCUUCUUUCUACCUUUCAGCCCCUCCAGCCACAUCAAACCACCCUGUCUACAUUCCAGCCCCUCCCCCAACACCACAAGCUGCAGCACCAAGUCCAGACCUCCACCCAAGCCACUCGCCCACAGUCUCAGCCCUCGCAUCACCUGCUGCAAUCCCCAAACCAGCCGCAAUCCCAAUCAUCCCACCAUAAACAAUCCCAUGGCCAGAGUCAGCCCCAGUCCCUCCCGCACUCUCUGUCUGAUCCCACAGAGCACCUGGGGCCCCCUCCUCCUCCGCCCCUUCCCCCACCUUGUUCUCCUCCACCACUGCCAAGGCCCAAUCUGUCCAGAAUGGAUUCCAAUCACAUGAGUGUGAAGCGGUUACGCUGGGAGCAAGUGGAGAAUUCAGAGGGGACUAUCUGGGGACAGUUGGGAGCUAAUUCUGAUUAUGAUAAACUGCACGACAUGGUGAAGUAUCUGGAUCUGGAGCUGCACUUUGGGACACAGAAGAGCUCCAUGCCGGCUCCAGAUCCAUCCCUCCUGCCAGAAACCCUCAAGAAGAAAGAUGUGAUAGAAAUUCUGUCCCAUAAGAAGGCUUAUAAUGCCUCCAUCCUGAUAGCCCACCUGAAGCUGUCUCCUGCAGAGCUGCGUCAGGUGCUGAUGAGCAUGGCCACUGAUAGGCUGGAGGCGUCGCACAUCAAACAGCUGCUGCUGUACGCCCCCGACACAGAGGAGGUCAAAAAGUAUGAAGAGUACAGACAGGAUCCCGGCAAACUCAGUGAACCAGACAAGUUUGUGUUGCAGAUGUUGUCAGUACCAGAGUACAAGACACGCCUGCAGAGCCUCCUCUUCAAGUGUUCCCUGCAGGAGAAGACCGAGGAGUUGAGGGGAGCGUUCGACUGUAUCAACAAGGCCUCCAUGGAGCUGAAGACCAGCAGGAAGCUAGCGAAGAUACUGGAGUUUGUACUGGCGAUGGGAAACUACUUGAAUAACAGCCAACCGAAAACCAACAAGACCACAGGCUUCAAGAUCAACUUCCUUACAGAGUUGAGCACAACUAAAACAGUGGAUGGGAAGUCGACAUUCCUUCACAUUCUGGUCAAGUCGUUGUGUCAACACUUUCCUGACGUGUUGGAUUUUUCCAAAGAUCUAACAAUGAUUCCACCUGCAGCCAAAGUAAACCAGAGGACGAUCGCGUCAGAUCUGAAUGACCUUCAUGCAACCAUCCAAGACAUUCGCUCGGCCUGUCAGAAGAUGCCUGCGACUGCUGACGACCGUUUUGCUGCUGUCAUGAGUAACUUUUUGGAAAACAGUCACCCAGCGAUCCAGUCUCUGGAGUCCCUGCAGCAGAGAGCAAUGGAAGAAUUCAGCAAAACUGCGUCCUACUUCGGAGAAGACGGCAAAGCCACCAACACCGAAGGCUUCUUUGGCAUCUUUGCGGAGUUCAUGAUCAAGUUUGAGAGAGCGCUGAGUGAGCAUCAGGCUGCAGAAAUCCAGAAGAGUCCUCGGAGUCCACGAAUGGCCUCGCCCCUGGCCUGGUAA